This is a messenger RNA of Orycteropus afer afer, 642 nucleotides long. RefSeq names its product olfactory receptor 13C8. Gene Ontology annotation, molecular function: G protein-coupled receptor activity; olfactory receptor activity. The record is from RefSeq and is a predicted model, not a curated record. Lineage: Eukaryota; Metazoa; Chordata; Mammalia; Tubulidentata; Orycteropodidae. Gene Ontology annotation, cellular component: membrane. Gene Ontology annotation, biological process: G protein-coupled receptor signaling pathway.
AUGGAGAGGACCAAUGACUCCAUGUUGACAGAAUUUGUCCUGGUGGGGCUCUCCGCCCACCCCAAACUCCAAACAGUGUUCUUUGUGCUCGUUUUAUGGAUGUACUUGCUGAUCCUGCUGGGAAACGGAGUCCUCAUCUCAGUAAUUAUCUGUGACUCUCACCUGCACACACCCAUGUAUUUCUUCCUCUGCAAUCUUUCUUUCUUGGACGUUUGCUACACAAGUUCCUCUGUCCCAUUAAUUCUUGACAGUUUCCUGACAGUAAGGAAAACCAUUUCCUUUUCAGGGUGCAUGGUGCAAAUGUUUCUCUCCUUUGCCAUGGGGGCCACAGAGUGUGUGCUUCUAGGCAUGAUGGCACUUGAUCGCUAUGUGGCCAUCUGCUACCCACUCAGAUACCCCGUCAUUAUGAGCAAGGGUUCUUAUGUGCCCAUGGCAGUUGGGUCCUGGGUCACUGGGCUCACUGACUCAGUGGUGCAGACGUCUCUCACAAUACAGUUACCAUUCUGUGCUAAUAACGUUGUUAGCCAUUUUGUCUGUGAAAUUCUGGCUAUCCUGAAACUGGCCUGCACUGACAUUUCAAUCAAUGUGAUCAGCAUGGCCGGGUCAAAUCUGAUUGUUCUGGCUAUUCCAUUCCUAGUCAUU